GGAGGCCAUUAUAAUGGCAGAUGCACUAUUUUUGGCGAUUGGGAUGAUAACGGUGCAAGUUAUUGCUGCCAUUUUACAGCUUUUGUCAAGGGUGAUUCUCGGACAAGGAAUAUUUGUUUUUGCUCUCAUGACGUACCGUCAUGUCAUUGCAACUUUAUGCAUCCUUCCUUUUGCAUAUUUCCGAGAAAGGGAGUGCCUGAAGAAAGUGAACCUCCAUGUUUAUAUGUGGGUUUUCCUCGUAUCAUUUUCUGGGGUAAUCAUAGCUAUGGGAUUUUUUUACUACGGGCUUCGGGAUACAACAGCUACAUAUGCUACAAACUUUGUCAAUUUGAUUCCUAUAGUUACAUUUGCCUGUUCAAUAGCUUCAGGUGUAGAAAAGCUUCGCCUGAAUGCAAAAGAAGGAAAAAUUAUGCUCAUAGGAACAAUGGUUUGCCUUAUGGGAGCAUUAACCAGUGCAUUGUUCAAAGGAAAAACAUUCUAUCUAUUAAACCCCAACUCCAAGAAUCUAUUCACUGCAACUGAUAUGAAGCCAGAUUGGGCACGUGGAACCAUAUUUCUAGUGCUUAGUUGUUUAGGAUAUGGUUCAUGGUUCAUGGCACAGGCCAAGCUGUCUAAAAUAUAUCCAUACAUGUAUUCUGCGACCUUGCUAGUAUGCAUAACCGCCGCAUUCCAAAGCCUGGUAAUAGGCUUAUGCAUUGAUAGUAGAAAGACAUUAUGGGCACUCGGAUGGAAUUUACAGUUAGUUACUAUAUUCUACUCUGGUGCAUUGGCAACUGGUGCUACAUUUUGCUUACUCUCUUGGGCAAUCAGAAAAAGAGGUCCGACAUAUCCAUCAAUGUUCAACCCAUUAUGCUUAACUUUGGUAGCCGUCGUAGAACUCAUUUUCUUUGGCGCAGGAAUCUCUAUUGGAAGUUUAAUUGGCAUGUCCCUGAUCACAUUAGGACUGUAUCUUUUUUUGUGGGGGAAGAAUAUGGAGAUGCGAAGUGAAUAUGAAUUAACAAUGGACGAUGAAGGUGCCAAGUUUCUAUCAUAUGAACGGUUGUAGUUGUGUCAAUUUCAUUUCAUUCCCUCAGUCAACGACUUUAUUUUUAAUGUUCUUUGUUUACAUUAUAGAACAAUUGAGUUCAAUCAAUGUAUGAUGAGUUUAGUCAAAGAAGCACACAAAGGUGAGAGCAGUACAAAGUUCAUGUUGACAUUAUUUGACACUGUUUGAUAUUGUUUUGCACUGUUUUGGUGUAAAUUUAUUUUCCAAAUAAGGAAGUGUGAACU
This is a messenger RNA of Cuscuta europaea, 1269 nucleotides long. Lineage: Eukaryota; Viridiplantae; Streptophyta; Magnoliopsida; Solanales; Convolvulaceae. The record is from the annotation of a GenBank genome assembly.